Girardinichthys multiradiatus is the source of this 2709-nucleotide messenger RNA. RefSeq names its product ATG13 autophagy related 13 homolog (S. cerevisiae) (gene atg13). Gene Ontology annotation, biological process: autophagosome assembly; piecemeal microautophagy of the nucleus; protein localization to phagophore assembly site. Lineage: Eukaryota; Metazoa; Chordata; Actinopteri; Cyprinodontiformes; Goodeidae. The transcript has 18 exons. Bases 200 to 1792 code for a protein of 530 amino acids. Gene Ontology annotation, cellular component: phagophore assembly site; Atg1/ULK1 kinase complex; extrinsic component of membrane. The record is from RefSeq and is a predicted model, not a curated record.
UAAACACGUCGACAUGGAGAAGAUAAACAGAAAAGUAGCACAGCAGCUGCUGACGUUGUGUAUACCCGAAAAUGGCCUAUGAAUGUUUAUAGAAACACGUUUUAUGUCAUGUGUUUAAGCUUAUGUGUGUUAUACUGAACGCCCGUCGCUAAAGAAGCAGCUAAUGUUGUGUCUCCUGUGAUUGCAGGGUUGUGAAAACAUGGACAGUGACCUGAGUCCACAGGAUAAGAAAGACUUGGACAAGUUCAUCAAGUUUUUUGCCUUGAAGACUGUUCAGGUGAUUGUCCAAGCUCGCCUCGGGGAGAAGAUCUGCACUCGCUCGUCUUCAUCACCCACCGGCUCAGACUGGUUUAAUCUGGCUAUCAAAGAUAUCCCAGAGGUCACUCAUGAGGCCAAGAAGGCACUGGCCGGCCAGCUUCCGGGCAUCGGCCGGUCAAUGUGUGUGGAGAUCUCCCUGAAGACCUCAGAGGGUGACUCUAUGGAGUUAGAAACUUGGUGCCUGGAGAUGAAUGAGAAGUGCGAUAAGGACAUUAAGGUGUCCUACACCGUCUAUAACCGGCUGUCGGUCCUUCUGAAAUCUCUGCUGGCCAUCACCAGAGUAACUCCUGCCUAUAAGCUGUCCAGAAAGCAGGGGCACGACUACGUCAUAUUAUACAGAAUCUACUUUGGUGAAGUCCAGCUGGGUGGAUUAGGAGAAGGUUUUCAGACGGUGCGUGUCGGUGUUGUCGGCACUCCAGUUGGCACGGUUACGCUGUCAUGUGCCUACCGCACCAACCUGGCAUUCAUGUCCAACAGGCAGUUUGAAAGGUCGGCUCCGAUCAUGGGAAUCAUUGUGGAUCACUUUGUGGAUGCUCCCUGCGGCAAUCAGCGUCCCAUCAACAUGGGGCAGCCCUGCAACUACAGAGCCCUGGAUGAGGAAGAUGGAGGAGCAUUUGCUUCAGUCCAGGACUCACAGGAGGUCUGCACCACCUCCUUCUCCACCUCCCCUCCCUCUCAGUGUGUCUGCACACUGAGUCCGUCCCCUUCCAAACUGUCCAAGCCACUCCCGCUGGACAGUCUUCAGCUCCCAUUGGCUCCAGGACUUGUCACUCACAAUCUCUAUGCAUCCAAGUUAUCCUACCAGCCUGGACCUACAGGGGGACCUGCCGAGUUCAAUACGUACCAGGGUUUACAAGCAGGGAAAGAAGGAGGGAUCGUUCUGGUUCCUGCUCAGCCUCCUCAUGGAGCAGAUGUCCAUCUGACAGUAGAAAACCCUCCGAACACACCGAGCAGCAGUGGCGAUGAAGACGGCCUGUUGCAGAGUGGUGAGGGAAGGAGUGUCUCUCCCUCUGACCCAGUGGAGUCCCUCAACACGUUCACAAGGAAGGUCGGAGCUUUUGUGAAUAAACCCAGCACUCAGAUAACAGCUGCCACUCUGGAUCUCCCAUUCGCUGCAUUUGCUCCUCGUGGCCUGGACUCAGAGGAGAAUGAUCCCAUGGUGCGUCCUCCGGACUCUCCUACCAGCCAGUCCCCCCUGCAGGCCAGUCUUCACUCUCAGGGCUCAGACGGAUCGGGACAGCAGGACGACUUCGUCAUGGUCGACUUUCGGCCUGCUUUCUCUAAAGACGACCUGUUGCCGAUGGAUCUGGGCACCUUCUACAGAGAGUUUCAGAACCCUCCACAGCUGGCCAGCCUCUCACUUAACACCAGCUCCCAGUCCAUGGCUGAUGACCUGGACUCGCUGCCGGAGAAGCUGCGCGUCUAUGAGAAAAACAUCGAUGAAUUUGAUGCUUUUGUGGACAUGCUUCAGUAGGAUGAACGAAUGAGAAGACAACCUGGGACUAAAAGUUGAAUUAAUCAGAAGAAUGGGGGAAAUCUCAUGUUUGUCGUGUGAGAAUUACAUAGAUUGCAUCAUGUUUAAAGCUCUUUGUGUCUGAAAACUUCCUACCAGUUCACUUAUAGUCUGCUUCACUGUACAUACUGUAAUAUCUGGUGACACUGGCUCACAUACAUCGCUGUCUGGUCUGGUAGUGGUAAUCAAACUGACAGUUUUAAUUUAUGUGUUGCAUAAAUCUGCUCUUGUAGUCAAAUGAGCAUGGGAGAGCCAUGCCAAUCAUAGGACGGAGCGCCGAUUCUAAUGGACAGUUGUUAGUAAAGCCCUUUACCAUUUCUGCUAACCUGUGAAGGUAAAAAUUCAGAUUUUCAACAUGUCUAAAAAUGUAUUUUUCCUUUCUUUUUGAAGGUUACACAUAACCCUACAGAGUAUCUGCUCAUUGUUUUUUUUUCCAGCCUGAAAAGGCUCAUUUAUAGUGCAGAGCCUGCUGUUCCCAGCUGGUCUGGGGAUUUAGACAACCAUUUUGAUGCAUUUCCAGUGAAUCAGCUGCAGUUUCUCUGUGAGCAGAGCCCACAUGUCAGACUGCAGUCAUAAAGCUCAAUCUAAUGCCUCAGAGAUGGCUAUAAAAACUGAGCGUAACAGGUCCGUAAGGCCUACCCUUAAAUCAGCUCUCUAUCAGUUCAAACAUGACCUCCCUGAGGCUCUGAUUUAUCCCAGGCCAGUUGCAUUGCUAAUAAAUAACUGUCCAACACAUUAAUGUGUACUGUAUGAAAUAUGUAAAGAGAAUGCAUAAUUCCCAGCUAGCUACAGAAUUCAUGGCCGAGGUUGGAUGAAAGCUUUAAUUUAAAUCAUUUAGUCGAUGUAGAUGUCUUAAUAAAGCAUGGCUGCUCUGUUUA